Messenger RNA from Hypanus sabinus (Atlantic stingray), 5992 nucleotides. It is a transcript of the gene cnsta, whose product is annotated as consortin, connexin sorting protein a. The record is from RefSeq and is a predicted model, not a curated record. NCBI's taxonomy places the organism in Eukaryota, Metazoa, Chordata, Chondrichthyes, Myliobatiformes, Dasyatidae. Gene Ontology annotation, molecular function: connexin binding. The transcript has 14 exons. Gene Ontology annotation, biological process: positive regulation of Golgi to plasma membrane protein transport. Gene Ontology annotation, cellular component: trans-Golgi network; transport vesicle; plasma membrane. Bases 595 to 2742 code for a protein of 715 amino acids.
UGCUCUUUGGUCGCCGGCUCGGAGGACGGCGAGCGAGUCGCACGCGCACGGGGGUGCCCGGAUGUCGGAGCGACUCGGCGGCGCGAGCUGAGUGGAGCGCAGGUGCCCGGAGCGCGAGCAGGUCUGGUGUGGAGAUGAGAUUGACAUCCUUUUACCGAUUAAAUUUAUCUGCUUUACAGUGCAAGACAUAAAAAUUAUGUUCCAAAAAUAAAAUUAAUAUUAUUUAUGGAUUCAUGGACCAUUCUGAAAUUUGAUGUGGAGAGGAAGAAGCUGUUCUUGAAAUGUUGAGUAUGGAACUUUGGACUCUUGCACGUCCUUACCGAUGGUAAUAAUGAGAAGAGAGCAUAUCUUGAAUAGUGGAUGUGCCUUCUUUGCAAUUGCAUCUUUGUGUUGGACCCAAGAUAGAUCCUCUGAGAUGUUGGCACCCAGGAACUGGAAAGCUGCUCUCCUUUUCCAUCGCUGACCCCUCAAGGAAGACUGGUACCCUGAUAUCUCAUCGUUGAUGAUCGACUCCAACAUCUUCCUAACCACUGAGAUGUACAUUAAAAGGAAUUCUGAAAGAAAUUGAUGUUUCCAGGCUGAUCUACAGUUCUCAUGGAUGGAGAAGAAUUGCUUAAGGUUGAACUGCAAACAGCUGACACACUCUGCAAUGAGUGUGUGGCCAUCUCCACCUCUCUAACUUCAGAUGAAAAUAAAAAUCAGAUCUGUGAAGCACAGCCAGUGUCAUCCAGUGAUGAAAUUAUAGGAGGCAAUGAGCAGGAUUUAAUCAAUAAUAAUGAAGAAGACAGUGAUCAGACUGGCCCUGAGAUUAAACAAAAUGACUGCAUUGGUGCAGAUGAUCAUGUUAAUAUCAAGGUUUCAAACAGCAUCACUAUCCCAAAUAGCAAACCAUCAGUGGAGAAAAAGAUGGUCUGCAAUUCGAAUGUACAUAGCAUAUUGAAAGCCAUCCCUUCAGAUUUUAUUCCUUUGUCAGAUGGUUUAAUCAAAUCACAAAGCACUGAUAUCUGCAAGGGCAGUGAUGAGUUGGGAGAAAGGUAUCAGCAGGAUGACAGACAGAGACGUCUCCAGACUCUACUCAACUGCAUCCAGAAAGCUAUAGAAUCAAAUGAUUGCAGCACUCUGCCACACCUUCUUCAUCAGGUACCCGAGAUUGCUGAAAUUUAUUUUGAUGAAGAAGAAUAUGAGAAAGCGAUACAAUUUAUUCAGCUGGAAAAAGUGUAUCAUCAAAAGUUGCUAGCAAAUCUUACUGCCAUUCAGGAAUGCUGGGAAGUAAAACAGAAGUCUGCAAUGACCAGGGAGACUUCAGCAGGGAAGGCUAUUAAAUCAUUAGACACUGAUAGAAUAACGAAACUUACAGAACUAUGUUCAUCACACUGUCGGCCAAAUAUACCAGGCGGCAAAUUUUCAGUAUCAGCAGAGUGCUUCUACAAAAAUGAAUGUCAUUUCACUUCAAAGGAACAAGAUGCCUGCAAGAAAAUUACUGCAGAACACAACUCAAGUUUUACAGACCAACUUCUUGGUACAAAAGUACAAACUGCAAAAUAUGAUUAUGCAUUAUUGGAAAUGAUGGAAGACGGAAAAGAAGAAUCCACUGUACCAUUACAGGCUGCAGUGCUGGUUGGCAAAUCCUGUUCAAGAGAGCCUGCAAUGUAUGCUGCUGAAACAUUACCAGAGGAGCAACUAGAAGCUCGAAGAGCAAAAUCCAGGAUACACUCUGAUGUUGAGACAGAACAUUCGUAUUCUGAAAACAUCAAAGCAGAUGAAAUCUGCCUUCAGCCACAUGCCACAACACCUUGCAAGGAUGUACCGACUGCUACAAAAGCAAUUGAGACAGAGUGUGAGACGCAGGUUGUUACAAAUGCUGCUCUGUUUCAUCAUGAGGAUAUAGAUAACCUACAAGACAAUUUAACACUUGCUGGCAAAACUACUGAAGAAAGUGAGGAGAUUAAUUUGAAGUGCAGCAAAACUGUACAGUUCAUUACAAAUGGUGAAACGAUGCCAAAACAUAGCAAUCAUGUAUUGCAAAACCAUGUUAGAAGUAAUUCCAGUGAUUGUGUGCAUGGAGACUCAUGGAAUCUACAGAAUAUAAGUGAUUCAGAAGGAACUUUGGAGGCAGAUGGGCAGACAGCAAAACAAAACCAUACAAGUGUGUUGAGUGAAAUUAAUAAAAGUUAUCAACGGAUGGGUUCAGGAGUGGAGCAGGAAAUUCAGAGCCAUGUGGAAUUUAGUGAGUGUCAGAUAUCAAAUGAAGAUGCGGAGAAACAAGGUGAUGAAAACAUGGAAGGACUUUCCAGCUUUGAACACAACAUCUCAUCCAGUCAGAGGAAUGGCACUGAAGAGUUACUGCAAUUCAAUGACAAUUCACUUUCCUUGGAUGAACUUGCGAAAAGGAUUCAAAUAGAAGAGAGCAUCCAUCCAGAAGGCCUGGUGUCCAUAUUGAAAAAAGGAAGAUCAGGCAAAGAAAUCACACAGGCACAACAGAAACAGUCAAAGAGAAGAGUAAGAUUUCAGGACCCUGAAGAUGCACUUGAUCAGGAUGAAGUAAAUGGAGAUUCCUGCCUUCUCUUAAUCCUGCUGUGCAUUUUCACAGUACUUCUGAGCAUCCUAGGAACUGCACUUUAUUGUACAUUUGGUGAUCUGGAGUCCACUGUGUGCAGAGACUUUACGUCACAAAUGGACUUCUACUUUACCCAGUUUCAACAAGGCUUUGCGAAGGUUAAGCACUGGUUGUUGUUUUCUUAAAUGACAGUAUAUGCACGCACGUUGAAAUCAUGGUGUAAAUAGAAAUUCAGAUGGACCACAAUGAGUAGAUAAUCAUCUUGAUGCUUGUGCUGCAGUGCACUAACUACUGUGGAAUGUCAGAACACAGGAACUUAAAUACUGAAGCUUCAGACCUCAACAAAACUAUUUAUAGCUUGAAAUUAUUACCAUUAAUAGCUUGAAUCACAAAGACUGAAUAUUCAACUUGGUCAAUAAUGUUUGAAAACUGUGUGAAUAGUAGACUUGUCAAUCAUUUUCAGAAGAAAUUAGUUUUAUAUAAUUUGCCUCUUUGGGUACUCUGCACUUAAGGAUGUAAUAAUUUGGAUUCAUAAUGGUUCUUGUGUCAUGAUUUGCAUGUGUAUUUUUUAAACCGUUGAUAAUUUUGCAUUUAAUUUUACUUGUUGAUUUAGCUUGCUCUUUAAAAAUCAUAUCUGUAGGUUUUGAUUUCAAAACUAAUUUAGACAAUAAGACACAGGAGCAGAAUUAGGCCAUUUGGCCCAUUGAAUCUGCUCUGUCAUUCAAUCAUGGCUGAUCCUUUUCUCCACCUCCUCAGGUCCUGAGGUUUUUAGAUUAAAAUCUAAAUUUUAAUUUAGAUUACUUUACAUGUCUGCUUUUCUAUUAUAACUUUUUCUACAGCCCUCAGAUUAUUAUUGAUUACUGUUGUCUGUUAAUCUUGUCUCCAUUUUAUUUCCUAUUGCAUCUUUCAAACAAAAUGCAGGUGCACAAAUGAAUUUUUGAGAAGAUUGUUAUUUAAUGUUUAAUGGGCAUAUUGUUUAUCAAAUAAUCUUGUCAUGUAUCACAGGAAGUAUUCACUGAACAUUGGUGAAUCAUUUUCUAUUAUUUGCUAUUUUGAUUUGCUGUUGUUAUUUGGACAAUAAUUGUCAGUUUGAAUGAGCAAGUUAUAAUUUGAUUUAGCAGCCUGUGAACUCCAUCUGUAUGUUUGUUAAAUUCACUUGCACUUUCUUUCAUUUUAAACAAUAGCAAAAUAGUUUUAAAUUUGUAGUGCUAAUGUUCUGCUUUGUGAUGCUUUAAGAUUUGUUUUCUCUGUUACAGAAGGUACAGUAAAAGAUUCAAGACAUUGCUUUGUGACCUGCCACUGAAAUGAUACAGGUUUAUGUUUCAUUCUCAAAAUGGUAAAUUUCUUGGCUCAGCAAUGCUGGGAGAAAAGGGAUAAGCAAAUGAUGAAGAAUCUCAAGGCUUAUUUCGUCUAAAGUCAGAAACUUGGUCAAAUUAAUCCUGGAUGUUUGCUUACAUUCUUUAGAGCAGCAUUGCUGAUGUCUGUAAUUAAUGAGUAAAUCUGUCAAUGUACCAACUUCACUGAAUCCUCAUAGUUGUGCCUGUUGAACAUCGGUUAGGUUCUCCAACAUAAAAUAUCUUUUCUUCUUCUUAAGCCCAUCACCCCUUACUGGGACAGCAGUUUGCUAGAGUCCCUCAUCCUGAGCCAAAGGUUGAUCAGCUUUGUGAGUUUUUCUUUCACCACAUGACCUCAUACAUCUUCUAGGUGAAAAUCCUUCAUCUCCCAGUAAUGAGAUCUUCGGAGCUUCUGUUCAUAUUUCUGUAGCUCUGGGUUUUUUAACAGGACAGGUUUGCUGUCCUCCUUUCGCAGCUGGGCUUGGGACUGUCCAUGCCAGAGUUAAAACUUUCUUCAGGUUAGUAUAUUUUGACUACUUUGGGUUGGUAUAUUGAGGUUAACUUGAUUUCUGUUUAAUACAGGGAUAUUUUCCUUGCUGGUAUCUAGUCACAGAAGUCUGCUCAGAUUUCCACUUCUGCUGCUGAUGUAUGUCUGCAGAGUAAGCAUUGAGACUAGCAACUGUCAAAAUGCUGGUGGAAAGGAGCAGGCCAGGCAGCAUCUAUAGGGAGAAGUACAGUCGACAUUUCAGGCCGAGACCCUUCGUCAGGACUGUUUUGGACAGCAUUGAGAUUAUGCUGCUUGGUCCUUAAGUUGGGAAUCUUAGAAUAAUCUUGGUAGGAAGAGUUUUAAAAAGUUACUUAAUUAUUGCUGCAAUAUGAGGAGAAUACUAUGUACUACCUGCUCAGUAGAAUUUGAUUUGCAUCACAAAGCACAAUAUUAUAAUGCAUGCAUUAUCAUAAAUUUUUAUCAUUACUGAAUUUAUGUGAAAUGUUGAUCUUGUAUAUGGAGAAAUUAUUAUUCAAACCCAGAAUUAGUUUAUAAAUUUUUAAAAAUGGGAAAUACAUCUUGGCAAAAAAAGUAAGAGCCGGUCUCUAUCCAGAGGUAUGCAUGCACUGUUCACCAAUGCUUGCAGCAAAUAGUGUACAAUUAUUCACUGUAUAGCACUUUAAGUCCUGCUUCCUUUGCAUAUUUCUAUGUUCCAUUUUGAUAGCACCUGCAAAUAUUGCUUUGUUUAUAACUAUCAAUUACACUGUGCUAGAUAUUCACAAUAGGUUUGCCAGUACUGAACAAAGAAUGGUAAAGAUUUAAUGUGUGGAAACUGGCUUUGUUGAGCUUUUAAGUGUGUUGUUUUUUUACCCCCUUUGUAAAUGUACAUUAUUUUUACAUUUUCAAGUUGUUAGCUGGUAGCUAAUAGUGAGCAAUCAUGUCUACCUUCCUAUAACUAUAAUAUUGUAAAAUAGCGGCAGACUGAAUGAGGAAAUGUGUCAGUGAACUUACCCUGUAGCGUGAAUGAUUACUUUUAGGAGCUUCAGAAAGGGCCUUAAAUUUUAACAAAGCAACUUUUAACUUUUAUGUUUAUAAAGUUGCUAACUGUAACAUUGUGCAUAAUAGGAGGCAUUAUAAAUAGCCAUGAAUUACUGGCUGGUUCAGUUCAUGACUAUAGGUUAAAGAUAGAUAACUUAUUUAUUGUAGAUUGUGCUGUAUGUAAAGCAAAUCACUUAGUUUUAUUUUCCUCCUGUUUUUGUAAAUUUCAGAAAUCUAUGAUUUGAUCUCUGUAAUCUUAGGUUACUACACCUGCAGCUGUGUUCUUAAUCUGUAAAUUGUUAAACACUUGUUCAUUUUGUAUUAUGUGCUAGACAUUUGGGGAUUGUUCACAAAAAAUAUAAAUAUGUCCACAACCACAGUAUGAAGUGUAGUAAUGUUAUCUCUGCAUUGAUUUAAAAUGCAAAACUGCAGAGAAUAGUAAUUUGAAGGUGAGCUAAUUGUUGUAAAGUGGUUUGCAUGAUUUCAGUCAUUUAUCAACUUGUGAUUUUAAUCUCUCACAAAUAGAAAAUAAUGGGGAAAAUACACUUGCUGAUAUUAAAAUCAGUUUAUCUAAUA